CAGUUUUGCGCUCGUCAAUCGAUAAUUGUCACAUCGAAUCGAUACGCGCAACUGUUGAAUUAUAUGGGAGCUAACCGUUUAUUUUCUCAGCUUUUCCGAGAUUUCCCCGACAAAUGUGCUUUCUCCGAUUCUUGGCCCAAGCCAGGAGCACCUUGGGACGGCAUCUGGCGGAUGCCUCACCAGUUGCCUGGGCAGCUGCUACCGACGUUACCGGCCGGAAAUUACAUCUGGUGAUGGGCAACGAAUCGUGUGACCUGGACUCCGCCGUUUCAGCAGUCACUUUGGCGUUUGUCUACGCCCAGCGCCAUCGGGAGCACGACUAUGUACCUAUACUGAACAUUCCUCGCCGGGAUUACCCCUUAAAAACCGAGGUGGGCCACCUGUUCGUGAAGUGUGGCAUUGCCGAGCCCGUGUUGCUCUUCCGAGACGAUAUUCCGCGGGAAGUAGUCCAGGAUGUGAACGUUAUUCUCGUGGACCACCAUGUAAGCCCGCUGGCACCAAAUGUAACUGAGAUUUUGGAUCACAGGCCCUUGGAGGACAGCAGUCCAUCCUUCAAGAAGCUGCCAACACUCUGCCAACUGGACAUAGAUGCGUCGGUAGGUUCCUGCGCCUCUCUGGUGGCCCAACGGUAUUUCGCUGAGGACCAACCCAGAUCAACUGGCGUGGCUCAGCUGCUGCACGCCACCAUCGUCCUGGACACAAUUAAUUUUGCCCCAGCGGCCAAGCGCUACGGACCCAAGGACGAAGCUAUGGUACAGAAGUUGGAAAGCGAGCUCAAAUAUGGAGUCGCUCAAAGAAGCAGCCUUUUUGAUGAGCUGGUGGCUGCAAGGGCGGAUAUUAGUAAGCUAACUCUCACCGAAGUUUUGCGCAAGGAUAUGAAGGUCUUACAAACCGAUCGUCAGGUGGUGCCCUUAGCUGGAAUGCCCAUCCUCGUCCGAGAUUUUGUGGAGAAAAGCGGCGCAGAGAAAGCCGUUCGCGAGUUUGGCGUGGAGAGUAAUCUUUUGGUUAUCCUGGGAAUGUAUGUAUCACCUGCCGAUGGCCAAGUGCAGCGUGACCUGGCUCUGAUCUCUCUCUCCGGCCAAAGCCAAUUUGUUGAACGCGUCCGGCAGGCACUGAUGGAGUCUAACGAGCCCAAACUGGAGCUGCGCCCUCACGAGGUGGACACCCGCUUCAUGGGCGGCUGCUUCUUGCGUCAACACAACGUCCAGGCCACCAGAAAGCACAUCCUUCCCAUCGUAAAGCGCGCUCUGCUUGAAUGGGAGGCGGAUCACGGCUGCGACUGUGACGAGGUGUACUUCUUCAAGGAGAAGCCGCAGCUGGGACUCUCUUAAGGCGAGGUCGGGCCAUCAUCGGGCAGCUUAGGCAAGACUUAGCUAGAAUUUUAGCGCCACCAUUAUGUUACCAACGUUAAGCUUACACCAAAAAGGCAUAGAGAAUUUUUCAUUUAAGGUGAAUUGUCGAAAUUUUUGAAUGCACUUCGUCAGUUUAUAAUGUAAUAGGUUGAAGCGAGUGAAAUAUUGAAGCAAUCAGUAUUCCAAAUAUAAGUUACUUUGCGACCUUGGUAACAUAAAGGCAAAUUA
This is a messenger RNA of Drosophila santomea, 1580 nucleotides long. It is a transcript of the gene pn, whose product is annotated as exopolyphosphatase PRUNE1. Lineage: Eukaryota; Metazoa; Arthropoda; Insecta; Diptera; Drosophilidae. The transcript has 2 exons. The record is from RefSeq and is a predicted model, not a curated record. Gene Ontology annotation, cellular component: cytoplasm. Gene Ontology annotation, molecular function: exopolyphosphatase activity. The coding region runs from base 114 to 1331 and encodes 405 amino acids.